Molecule: messenger RNA, 17968 nt
Organism: Coregonus sp. 'balchen'
Lineage: Eukaryota; Metazoa; Chordata; Actinopteri; Salmoniformes; Salmonidae
Source: the annotation of a GenBank genome assembly
CCCUCCUUCCCACCUACCCCCGCAACAGCUUCAGAGCUGGGGAGCGCAAAGGACCCGUGCAGGUCGCACUACCCAGUCUGACCUCCUCGCCCUACGCCUUCCUAGCUUCCGUAAGGAUACAGGCAUAUCUUGACACAACCCCAAAGGGACAUACACACAGGUAAGGUGUCAUAAACAUAGGGCCACUUCCUAGGUGUUGUGCCUAUAUGUUUUGCUGUGUGAUUGUACAGGUUGACAUUGAUGUUUCAAGUCAAGCUUGUUGGGGACACUCAAUAGUCCGGUGCGACAGAGCUGCCCUCUGCAUUAUUGUAAAUCUAACAUGUUCUUUGCAUCCCAAUGUCUCGUUAAUAUGUGACACUUGGUGUAAGGUCCAUCUGAUCCCCCUAAAAUGUAAUGGAGCUUGGCAUUAUGUGAAUUACCAUCCUGGACUCAGGGGUAGACGUAACAUAGUAAAGUAAAUCUGUCUCCCACCAUUUAGUAUAUGUUACAUAUAUAUUAAUUUGUGGAUGUCAAUCAUCCAUUUCAUAUGAUAUGUUACAAAUUACAAUUCGUAUGAUAUGUUCCCAAUUGCAAUUUGUAUAAUAUGUUAUGAAUUCCAAUUAGUUAGGUGGCCAACUCUAACAUUAGCUAGGUGGCUAACAUUAGCUAGGCUAGGGGUUAAGGUAAGGGGUUAGCUAACCCUUUAACCUAAGUACUGUAGUUGCAAAGUAGCUAAUUAAAGUUGUCCGUGAUGAGAUUUGAACAACAUUUGUGUUAUACGCCCGACCAACCACCCUCCUUUCAUUUUAGCCUUAAGUAACCUUCUGUCUUAAGUAACCAUACGAAACUUGUCAUAUCAUACUAAUUUUGUGGUGUGGAUUUACAUUUACUAUGUUACGUCUAGUCUAUGAGACCAGGCUGGAAUGACUUACUAUAUGUUGAUUAAUUUCAUUAUGCAUGACAAUGUGCAGCAAUUUCACAUUAUUUCUUAGUUCUCCAUACAUCGUUUGCUGGUGCUAUUCCCUCAACAUUUUUACAUUUACAACAGCGUAUGAAUGAACAUUGAGAAGUUAUUUGGAAGUGGAUUAACUUGUUGGAGCUGACGCUAGAGCUAUGAACGAACAUGUGAGCAUGCUUUAAUCUAAUGGUCAGAUGGUCAGAUAGCUAUGAAUGGCUCUGAGGCCAAAUUAGUGGACAAGACCAGUUUAAUUUCUCUAUAUGUUACACUGUUGUGUUACCUUUGUUUUACUUUACUUAUGAGUACCUAUUCAUGGAAUACUGUACAUACAAGUACAUAUAUUCAUUCAGAUUUGAAUGAAAACAAGAUGGUGCAUACAGUGUUUCCCAACUCCGGUCCUCCAGUACCUCCAACAGCACAAAUUUCUGUUGUAGCCCCAGAGAAAAACGACUGAUUCAACUUGUCAAUGGCUUGAUGAUUAGUUGACAAGUAGAAUCAGGUGUGCUUGUCUGAGGCCAAAACAGAAAUAUGUACUGUUUGGGGUACUCGAGGACCGGAGUUGGGAAAUUGCAGUAUGCUAUAGCUUGACUUGGGCAAAAUGUGUAUUUUGCUGUGGACUGUAGCUUGCCCCAUCUUCUCAACUGUCACAUCUGCUUGAUGUGCCCUGUCGCCCCGUACCCCUGUCCUUUUUCGACAGUCAUGGGUAAUUCCAAGCGUAUGGAUUCUUGCUCCACUGUGGUUCGCUCCUGCCAUGUCUGACGAGUAUGUGCUCAGCGUUUAACUGCCCAAGGUUAUUUAAAGGGAUGUGCUAACUUUGCCCUUUUAGCGCCUCCAAUAAAUUCAACCGGCUCCGGCGGGUGUUUGUGCGUGGCUGGGGGAGUGUAAUGUUAGCGAUCAAUAGCAUGCUGCGCAGUGUUGCCUCCUUUGGGGUGUUGUUAAGCUAGCUGCCUUUGAACAAGGUGUGCAGUCACAUGCUGUCCCUUGUGAUAUUGUGUUUCCCCAGGGGCAGCAAUGUCGCAGUUCUCUACCAUGACAACCAACGAGAGGAAACUGCAAGCAGCAGCCAUCUGUAGGGAGAUACAGGGUCCUGAAGGUACUCUCUCUCUCUGAAUAAAUGCAACUGCAGUCAUACAGUACAUACUGCACAGACAUAAAUACACUCACGUGCGUACCUGUGAACAAACAUAAACGCGUACUACACACACACACACACACACAUCAGAGGAGGCUGGAAUAUAAUAAAUGGAAUGGUAUCAAACACAUCAAACAUAUGGAAACCACAUGUUUGUUACCGAUCCAUUAAUUCCAUUCCGGCCAUUACAAUGAGCCCAUCCUCCUAUAGCUCCUCCCCCCACCAGCCUCCUCUGACACACACACUUAACACUCUCACUUUGUAGCGGGGUAUCAUCCAGUUCGCCACCAUCUACAGCCCUGUAUAUAAAUAAGACGUUUCAUUGCUCAAAGUAACUAAUCCCUUUGUCGUUGUCCUUUGAAUGAGCUAUUUCUGGGAGGGGACAACUGCAUGGCUCGUCGGGGUAGGGAGGGAGGGCCUGAGCGUCACUGACAGCUGAGGCAUAUUCUGGCAGGCUAGCUUACUUUUGGCUGAUUUGAUAGGCCUAUGACACCUCCAUGAUCAGCAUGCAUUAGGUAUUAAACGCAAACAAGGGGGCCAACAUGAGAGGCUGGCUGGCCAACAUGAGAGGCUGGCUGGCCAACAUGAGAGGCUGGCUGACAUGAGAAAAUGAUUCAUCAUUACUCAUAUUGACAAUAUACACUGAGUAUACCAAACAUUAGGAACACCUCAAUUCGUCGGGGUAUGGACUCUACAAGGUGUCGAAAGCGUUCCACUGGGAUGCUGGCCCAUGUUGACUCCAAUACUUCCCACAGUUGUGUCAAGUUGGCUGGAUGUCCUUUGGGUGGAGGACCAUUCUUGAUACACACAGGAAACUGUUGAGUGUGAAAAACCCAGCAGCGUUGCAGUUCUUGACACAAACCGGUGCCUGGCACCUACUACCAUAUCCCGUUCUAAAGCACUUAAAUCUUUUGUCUUGCCCAUUCACCCUCUGAAUGGCACACAUACACGAUCCAUGUCUCAAUUGUCUCAAUACUUAAAAAUCCUUCUUUAACCUGUUCCCUCCCCUUCAUCUACACUGAUUGAAGUGGAUUUAACAAGUGACAUCAAUAAGGGAUCAUAGCUUUUACCUGGAUUCACCUGGUCAAUGUCAUGGAAAGAGCAGGUGUUCCUAAUGUUUUGUAUACUCAGUGUAUACUAAGUCAGCGAGAAGGGUUUUGGGAAUGUAUAAAAUGUGUUUUACAGUGAAAGGUAUUCAGUAGAAUGUAAUUAGCCAAAUGUGCAUAUUGUCAGUAUAAUUAAAAACUACUUUGACAGAAUAUGCAUAAUAGGGUAAUUUAAAAGUAAGGGAGGAUGGGACGCUAGCUCAGCCAAACGCAAAUAAACCCACAACUACACAUAAGGGCAUAUACAGGUGAGGUACAAUAUGACACAAUACACACAAACACACACACACACACACACACACACACACACACACACACACACACACACACCAGAAACCCACUUUCUCAGAGCUGUUGUGUCUUUUCCAGAUGCAGAGAUGGACCUGGGGAAGAAGAUGAGUGUCCCUAAGGAUGUGAUGCUGGAGGAGCUGUCUCUGGUGUCCAACAGGGGCUCCCUCCUCUUUGAAAAGCGCAAGAGGCGCUCAGAGAAAUACACCUUCGAGAGCAUCCAGAAUGUAUCCAACACACAGAUCAAUGUAAGCAACACAAACCACUUGCAUGUGCAUGCUUGAAUGUGAACACUAACUAGAAUAGUAUACUACAAGGACAAUCAAAACACUGGAACAAAGUUGCUGUUUCAACAAGAACAUUUAAGGGAAAAUGAGCGAUAAGGGACAAUGAGCGAUGAGGGAGAUGACAGUUACCAUUUGUUUUGGUACUUUGUGACUGUGAUGAGAGACGCAAAUAAGAGUCUGCUUUAGGCCCCCCUAGUCUACUUUAGGCCCUAGAGUCUACUUUAGGCCCUAGAGUCUACUUUAGGCCCUAGAGUCUACUUUAGGCCCUAGAGUCUACUUUAGGCCCUAGUCUACUUUAGGCCCUAGAGUCUACUUUAGGCCCUAGAGUCUACUUUAGGCCCUAUAGUCUACUUUAGGACCUAGUCUACUUUAGGCCCUAUAUACUACUUUAGGCCCUAGAGUCUACUUUAGGCCCUAGAGUCUACUUUAGGCCCUAGUAACCUUCUAGGCUACUUAGGCCACAUAGGGACAUUUCCCAUAUAGCUUUUAAAACAGAACAUCCAAAAGGGUCUAAUAAUCUGUUACUUUCCAUUUAGUAAUUGUUAUAUCUAGCUUAGCUGUAGAAGAACGCACAUCUGCACGGUUUCACAUUGUGCAUCACUCUGACGUUUUAUGACGUGCUACUCAUUCUGACAACCCAUUCAUACGUAAAGCCGCACACUGUCUUAAACCAUAACAAUGUACAGUACGACGUACCAUACAUAACACGCCCCCCCCCCCUUUCCAAAACCAGGGACUGGUACCAUAUAUAAAAAUGUCCAUAGGGCAAGAACCUAGAGUGAUACCUGUAAGAAAUAAACAUUAACCCUUAAACGAAAGAGAUAAACAACGACUCUCCAAACUAGCCAGUUCAGUCCAUUAACCUGGAGGUUGGCUAAGACACCUAACGGAGCCUAAGACUGAAAGGAGAUUAAGUAGUCCUCCAGAUGAGCAAGGCAAGUUCGUGCCCACAUAGGCCGUUCUUCAACCACGACCGCUUGUGGCUCUGGCCCUUGGGGAGCCCACAGAGGCUGGCGCUCGGGUGGUAGUAGUAUAGGAGGUCCAUCAGGUGGUGUCACUGGCCUGUAUGUCCGUUUUGUGGGCAUUUGUAUUCCUUGAGGGGCAGGGACUUUUCUGAGGCGGCUGGCGUGCUAGGGAGAUCCAUUGCUCAGCAUGAAGAUGGUGGGCCCCAGUUGUAGACUGACCUGCAAGGGGUCCGACCAGAAUGAGGCCAUUUUGUUGCACCGCUGAGGCGGUCAGGCUCGGACCCAGUAUGACACUUGGAUGAUCAGCUUCUUGUGCCUUGUCGAAAUGGCAAAGGCGACGGGCCUCUCAAUGCCAUUCUGCAGCUGUGAGAGGACAGCUCCUAGUGCUCCAGCUGAGGCGUCACAGGUGACAAUGGUGUGGCAGAUGGGGUCAAAGUGAGCCAAGACUGGGGCUGUGGUGAGCUGGCUCUUCAGUGAGCGGACCGUGUCUGAGUAGGCCGCAGUCCAGGCCCAUGGCUCAUCCUUCUUGAGGAGCUGGCGAAGGGGCGCUGUGGUCUGAGAGUAGUGGGGCAGAAACCGGAGGUAGUAGGCUGUCAUGGCCAAGAAUGAGGCCACCUGAGAGGCUGAGGUAGGUUCCGGGAUGCGGUGGACGGCUUCAAUGUUCGACAGGAGUGGGGCAAUGCCUUUGGCCGACAGGCGGAACCCCACAAACUCGACGGCUGGAGCUGCAAAGGUGCACUUUUCGCCGUUCAGGGUCAGGUUGUUCCGCAGUAGGGCAUUGAAUACUCUGUGGAGUCGACGGUCUGGUUCUCAUCACCUUCUGGAAGCAGCUGGGGGCGGAGCUAAGUCCAAAAGGCAUGCGUGUGUAUCUGAACACGCCAGCGUGUGUGACGAAGGCCGUGAGGUCUCUGCUGGCUGGGUGGAGGGGCACCUGAAGAUAACCCUGACGCAGGUGGAGCUUUGUGAGAACCCUGGAGUCAUGAAAUUGUGUGGUCAGCUCCUCAGCUGUAGGCAAGGGUUACUUACCCGGGACAACAGCCUUGUUCACAGCACGGAGAUCCACACAGGUCCGGAUUCCAACUGACUUUUUGGUUGCAAUGACCAAGUUUGAAAUCCAGGGGGCAGCGUUGACUGGCUCAAUGAUGUCUGCCUCCAACUGUGACUGGAGAUCUUUUGUGACGUCAUCACACAGUGCAAAGGGAAUGCGCCGCAGGGGCUGCAUGACUGGGGUCACGUCCGGGUUCACAAGGAGCCUGUGAAUAAAGGCUGUGAGGCAGCCCAUCAAACAGAGCUGGCCAGUUAUUUUGCCAUGUGCAGGUACCCUGGUGGAUAGCUGACCCACUGUCAUCUCUCAGUGUGAACCCCAAGCCUGUGAAGAGGUUGAGACCCAGGAGGUUGGCACCCCGCUUUGCAACGUGAAAUGUGAAUGAUGUUAGAUCCCUGGCGCCGUAGUGCACUGGGACCUGGAGGGUGCCUGCAAUGUCUAUUUUGGCGCUACCGUAACCGACACAGGGCAGUGGAGGGCUGUUGGAGUGGUAGGUGACUGAAAAACUUGUAGUAAGUGGCAAGGUUGAGCAACGACACCACAGCGCCAGUAUCCACUAGCAAAGGCAAACCCACCUCGCCCAGCUGCACAGUGCAUGUCUUGAAUGACACAUGAUUGGUGGAGACGGUUCGGAUUUCAGUGUGUUCAUGUUGAGAGUGAGAUGAAAAUAAGGGUCUGUUCUGAGUGGAUCUAGUAGCUGGGGCAGAACGACACACUUUUGCAAAGUGAUUGUAUUUUGAACAGUUCUUGCAUAUCUUUCCAUGGGCUGGGCAGUUUGAAGCCCUUGAAUUGUGAGAGCUAGCCCCACGGUUGCCAGAGCUACUUCUGUUUGUUUGUCUGUGUGCCUGCUGCACGGGCAUGCCGGUGUCCAUGCAGCUAUCAAUGUGGGAGGGCGUGCACAGCGCGUGAUCGCUGUAGUGCGCCUGCUCGGGCUGAAGCUGCUGUGUGAGAAUGGCUGGUGGCCGAGUGUAUGCUGCAGAGUUGCCUGUUUUCAUAGUAGAGCAUUCCAAAGCCGCUUCAACCUGGAGUGCUAUUUUAAUAGCUCCAUCAAGUUGUAAAUGAUCCGAUUCCAAAAGCAGUUUCUCCCUUGUCUUUUCACAUAACGUCCCCUCUAUCAGCUGAUCCCUGAUGAUCUCGUCCUGAAGUAUCCUGUAGUUACAAGUGCUAGCCAAAUCCCUCAGAUUAGCGCCGUUGGCGUCUUUUCCGUAGCGUCGGAGGAGCACUUGCUCUUUCUCGGCAAAGUGGUUCCAUAGGAAGAUGACUGCAGUGGUGAAUGUAGGAGUCGAUCCAAGCGCUCUGAAAAUCCUCUGUCCCUCUGUACCGAGGCAGUGACGGAGCAGUGCUGCUCCGCUUGUCGGAGAUUGUAGUAAAGUCCAUAGCUUCGAGAUAAGUGUUAAAACUUUCAAGGCAGUUAUUCCAUGGGACUGGAGGUUCACCAGGCACGUCGAGGAAUGGUGCUGGCGAUGGUAAGCUGAAUUCAGCCAUCUUAGUCACCAAUUAUAUAUAUAGCUAAGUUGUAGAAGAACGCACAUCUGCACGGUUUCACAUUGUACAUCACUCUGACAUUUUAUGACAUGUGCCACUCAUUCUGACAACCCAUUCAUACGUAAAGCAGAACACUGUCGUAAACCAUAAUAACGUACAGCACGACGUACAGCACGUCAUACCAUACAUAACAGUAAUGUACAGUACACUUCCUCUGAUAGUUGUUUGAGCCUAUGGAAUGUACACACACAGUCAUACCUGUUAAACUCUGAGCGUUGUAGGGCCCAGUGCCGCGCCUGCGGAGCUUAAGAAAGUGACAUAUCAUUCGAAAGCUACAGCACUUGUCUUUUUGGAAAUCAAGCUCAAAUCUUACUGCUGGCGAUGUCAUAAGAAUGCCCCCAUGAGCUAUGGUCAUAUUCAUAGAGUAUGCAAUUUAGGUCAAGUCACCAAAAGUGCAAAAAUGUAUGUAUGGAAAGGGUACACCUUGGUAGUCAUCGUAAUGCAAUGCAUUUAUUUUUCAUCCACAUUUAAUAUGACAUUACCUCGAAUGCAUCCUCCAUAUGCGCCGUUGAUCCAUCGCGCUCGUUUCCAAUGACAAAAAUGAAUGGGGAAAAAAGUUUGACGUUUCCUCGCCCGUCUGUCUGUUAUUUAAAAAACAACUUGAUCCCUAGGGUAAUUUUAAGAUGUCUGGCUUUAAAAUCCAUUCAGCCAUUUUCGCACAGUGAGGUACUACCCAAACCAGAUCAAACCAGUCACAUCUGGUUUCAACAGUUUUUUUAAAUGGCUGUGUUCCUAUUGGAAUUUGCUCAUGUUUAGAGCGCCACCAUCAGGUAAAAGAUGUGACAAUGUUUUUCUGAAUGGUAAUUGGUGACAUAUUUUACUACAAACCUAGACUUUAAAAUCUCUUAUUCCCCAACAUGGGGACAAUUUGGGAACCAACCUCCCCCCAAAAAGAUUAAAAAAUAUAUUUUUUAUUUUACUUUUCUUUGCCUGCUGUUGCUCUGCCUCUGUAAUAGUCACAUUGUUGCUAUACAUUUACAUUGACAUUUUAGUCAUUUAGCAGACACUCUUAUCCAGAGCGACUUACAAAUUGGUGCAUUCAACUUAUGAUAGCUAGUGGGACAACCACCCAAUAUAAAUCAUCUUUAUUUUAUUUUAUUUUUUAUGAGGGGGAGGGGGAGGGGGGGGGGGGGGGUAGAAGGAUUACUUUUAUACUAUUCCAGGUAUUCCUUAAAGAGGUCGGGUUUCAAGUGUCUCCGGAAGGUGGUCAGUGACUCCGCUGUCCUGGCCUCGUGAGUGAGCUUGUUCCACCAUUGGGGUGCCAGAGCAACGAAUAGUUUUGACUGGGCUGAGCGGGAACUGUCCUUCCGUAGAGGUAGGGGGGCUAGCAGGCCAGAGGUGGAUGAACGUAGUGCCCUCGUUUGGGUGUAGGGUCUGAUCAGAGGCUGAAGGUAAGGAGGUGCCAUUCCCCUCACAGCUCCGUAGGCAAGCACCAAGGUUUUGUAGCAGAUGCGAGCUUCAACUGGAAGCCAGUGGAGUGUGCGGAGGAGCGGGGUGACAUGAGAGAACUUGGGAAGGUUGAACACCAGACGGGCUGCAGCGUUCUGGAUAAGUUGUAGGGGUUUAAUGGCACAGGCAGGGAGCCCAGCCAACAGCGAGUUGCAGUAAUCCAGACGGGAGAUGAAAAGUGCCUGGAUUAGGACCUGUGCCGCUUUCUGGGUAAGGUAGGGUCGUACUCUGCGAAUGUUGUAGACCAUGAACCUGCAGGAUCGGGUCACCGCUUUGAUGUUAGCGGAGAAUGACAGGGUGUUGUCCAGAGUCAUGCCAAGGUUCCUUGCACUCUGGGAGGAGGACACAAUGGAGUUGUCAACUGUGAUGGCGAGAUCAUGGAGCGGACAGUCCUUCCCCGGGAAGGUUCAGCUUGAGGUGGUGAUCCGACAUCCACACUGAUAUGUCCGCCAGACAUGCAGAGAUGUGAUUCGCCACCUGGUUAUCAGAAGGGGGAAAGGAGAAAAUUAAUUGUGUGUCGUCUGUGUAGCAAUGAUAGGAGAGACCAUGUGAGGAUAUGACAGAGCCAAGUGACUUGGUGUAUAGAGAGAAUAUGAGAGGGCCUAGAACUGAGCCCUGGGGGACACCAGUGGUGAGAGCAUGUGGUGCGGAGACAGAUUCUCGCCACGCCACUUGGUAGGAGUGACCUGUCAGGUAGGACGCAAUCCAAGAGUGAGCAGCGCCGGAGAUGCCCAACUCGGAGAGGGUGGAGAGGAGGAUCUGAUGGUUCACAGUAUCAAAGGCAGCAGAUAGGUCUAGAAGAAUAAGAGCAGAGGAGAGAGAGUUAGCUUUAGCAGUGCGGGGAGCCUCCGUGACACAGAGAAGAGCAGUCUCAGUUGAAAUACCAGUCUUGAAACCUGACUGGUUUGGAUCAAAAAGGUCAUUCUGAGAGAGAUAUCAGGAGAGUUGGCUAGAGAUGGCACGCUCAAGAGUUUUGGAGAGAAAAUAAAAAAGGGAUACUGGUCUGUAGUUGUUGACAUCGGAGGGAUCGAGUGUAGGUUUUUUGAGGAGGGGUGCAACUCUCGCUCUCUUGAAGACGGAAGGGACAUAGCCAACGGUCAAGGAUGAGUUGAUGAGCGAGGUGAGGUAACAUUUUACAUUUUAGUCAUUUAGCAGACGCUCUUAUCCAGAGCGACUUACAGUUAGUGAAUACAUAUUUUUUUUUAUACUGGCCCCCCGUGGGAAUCAAACCCACAACCCUGGCGUUGCAAACGCCAUGCUCUAUCAACUGAGCUACAUCCCUGCCGGCCAUUCCCUCCCCUACCCUGGACGACGCUGGGCCAAUUGUGCGCCGUCCAUGAGUCUCCCGGUCGCGGCCGGCUGCGACAGAGCCUGGAUUCGAACCAGGAUCUCUAGUGGCACAGUUAGCACUGUGAUGCAGUGCCUUAGACCACUGCGCCACUCAGGAGUCAGGUAAGGGAGAAGGUCUCCUCGGAAAUGGUCUGGAGAAGAGAGGAGGGGAUAGGGUCAAGCAGGCAGGUUGUUGGGCGGCCGGCCGUCACAAGUCGCAAGAUUUCAUCUGGAGAGAGAGGGGAGACAGAAGUCAAAGCAUAGGGUAGGGCAGUGUGAGCAGGACCAGCGGUGUCAUUUGACUUAAUAAAUGAGGAUUGGAUGUUGUCAACCUUCUUUUCAAAAUGGUUGACGAAGUCAUCCACAGAAAGGGAGGAGGGAGGGGGAGGAGGGAUGGGGAGGAUUCAGCAGGGAGGAGAAGGUGGCAAAGAGCUUGAAAUUUAGAGUGGUAGAAAGUGGCUUUAGUAGCAGAAACAGAGGAAGAAAAUGUAGAGAGGAGGGAGUGAAAAGAUGACAGGUCCACAGGGAGUCUAGUUUUCCUCCAUUUCCGCUCGGCUGCCCGGAACCCUGUUCUGUGAGCUCGCAAUGAGUCGUCAAGCCACAGAGCAGGAGGGGAGGACCGAGCAGGCCGGGAGGAUAGGGGACAUAGAGAGUCAAAAGAUGCAGAAAGAGAGGAGAGGAGGGUUGAGGAGGCAGAAUCAGGAGAUCGGAGGGAGAAGGAUUUAGCAGAGGGAAGAGAUGAUAGGAUGGAAGAGGAGAGAGUAGCGGGAGAGAGAGAGUGAAGGUUGCGAUGGCACAUUACCAUCUGAGUAGGGGCAGAGUGAGUAGUGUUGGAAGAGAGCGAGAGAGAAAAGGAUACAAAGUAGUGGUCGGAGACUUGGAGGGGAGUUGCAGUGAGAUUAGUAGAAGAACAGCAUCUAGUAAAGAUGAGGUCAAGCGUUUUGCCUGCCUUGUGAGUAGGGGGGGGAUGGUGAGAGGGUGAGGUCAAAAGAGGAAAGGAGUGGAAAGAAGGAGGCAGAUAGAAAUGAGUCAAAGGCAGACGUAGGGAGGUUAAAGUCACCCAGAACUGUGAGGGGUGAGCCAUCCUCAGGAAAGGAACUUAUCAAGGCGUCAAGCUCAUUGAUGAACUCUCCAAGGGAACCUGGAGGGCAAUACAUGAUAAGGAUGUUAAGCUUGAAUGGGCUAGUGACUGUGACAGCAUGGAAUUCAAAUGAGGAGAUAGACAGAUGGGUCAGGGGGAAAAGAGAGAAUGUCCACUUGAGAGAGAUGAGGAUUCCUGUGCCAACGCCGCGCUGACCAGAUGCUCUCGGGGUAUGCGAGAAUAGAUGAUCAGACGAGGAAAGAGCAGUAGGAGUAGCAGUGUUUUCUGUGGUAAUCCAUGUUUCCGUCAGUGCCAAGAAGUCGAGGGACUGGAGGGUAGCAUAGGCUGAGUUGAACUCUGCCUUGUUGGCCGCAGAACGGCAGUUCCAAAGGCUGCCGGAGACCUGGAACUCCACGUGGGUCGUGUGCACAGGGACCACCAGAUUAGAGUGGCAGCAGCCAUGCGGUGUGAAGCGUUUGUAUGGCCUGUGCAGAGAGGAGAGAACAGGGAUAGACAGACACAUAGUUGACAGGCUACAGAAAAGGCUACAAUAAUGCAAAAGAGAUUGGAAUAAAAUUAACUAAACAUCUGGGGAAGCGAGAGAGCGGGGCCUCCCUCACUUACCUUUCACUGAAACACUCAAAUAUAACUCACCCAACCUCCACUUUAUAAAUUAUAAUUGUUGUAAACUACAGCGGUUCAAUGUUUUCUAGGAAUAGACUCUAACUUAGUUUAUUCAGCUCGCUAACUUGGUACAGUAUUCUUCCCGUGAAAACCGCCCAGGGCACCGUAUCCUAUGACGCCAUAGCUAACUAGCAUGCUAGCAUCCAAUAACACACGGUUUAUCACCAAUAAUUGGUUAUAACAAACUACCAAUAGUGUGUUUACACACUAAACAGAUCAUUCGUGUCCGUGUCUAGUUCCUUUCAUAACGCAGAAAUAAUUAAAUGUUGGCUAGCUCGCACAAAGUCAGUCAUGCUAGCUACACAAGUGGACUACACAUCUCGAAUGUUCAGAAAGUGAAGCUUUACGUUGCAAAAUUCUCAUUGACUAAAAUGAUAUUGUAUUUAGUUGCUCCAGUACUGCUAGCUGGUAGUGUUGGCUAGCUAGCAAUGACUGCGGUGUUGACUUUGUUUGAAAAACUGCGUCUUUGUGAACGAAUGCAGCUGGCUAAAAUGAUAUUCUAUUUAGUUGCUACAGUACUGCUAGCUGGUAGUGUUGGCUAGAGAGCAAUGGCUGCGGUGUUGACUUUGUUUGAAAAGUCGCUGUGAACAAAUGUAGCUGGCUAGCUAACCUCGAUAGUUUCUCUAUACUACAUCUUUAUCUUUGAUACAAAGACAACUAUGUAGCUAGCUAACAUUACACUAAUCAAAUCGUUCCAUUGUAAUGUAAUGUGUGUCAUAUUACCUGCGGAGCGAAGUACAGCAUGACUACUCACUCCAACUUCAGCAUUGUACUAUACACCUGUAUCAGAAUCCCACGGUUCUUACGUUUCUAACAGUACUAAGCAUGUGUUUGUAGGACAUUUUGAUUUUUAAAAAUAGUUUUUAAAUGUAUCUAAUGAAAGUCGGUUACAAUUUAUGUGUUGCUUAGAAAAUGCCACCAGAGGGUGUCAGAGUUUAACAGGUUGUUUGGAAUAUAUUUACACUGAAUAUGAUGAAAUUAUUUUUUAAAGAAUAUCUCUCCCCAGUUUGUUUACCAUUUGGAGCAAAGGGGAACUGUUAUUUCAAGUUCUCAACAUUUCCUGAGGAAGUCCUGGCGUAAAUCAUUCCAAAUAUCACUGGGAGGAUGAAAGUUACCCACUGUGGACCACAGCACAGGAUAUUCAACCAUGAGAAAACAAUGGUCUUUAUAUUACUGGCUCUACAUAAGACACUUACUGACCUCUCCUCUUUCUCUCCCUCACUCUUUCUCUCCAUCUCUUUGACCUCUGCUCUAUUUCUGUAUUUCUCCCUCUCCCCUUAGAAUGGUGUAAAUCUUCAAACGGAGAGUCAAGAAACGAAAGAAAACAGCUUAAGAGUGGAGCAGUCGUCUAAAAUGCCCCCGAACAUGCCUGACCCGAGCACCGCCCCUAACCCAGACAACAUUGCACCAGGUGGGUGCUGCUACUGUGACAUAACCUCUGCUCAAAACUCAUGACCCCAUGACCCCUUAUGACUCAGUAGCCUGGAUUUCAGUGGAGUCAUUAGCAUGAUUUAUAAUAGUGGGCCAGUGACAUUGGAGUCAGCCUUGGUCAGUUGAAGACUUGUGUUGUAGCACCUGAAUCGGGCACAGAACAAAAAGCCUUGGGCCAAAUUAAAAGUAACGCAGCCUGGCCUGGCCUGAUAAGUCUUAGCAAGCCUAAUUUUGACUAUGUCCAGUCAAGAAACUAACCCUAGCCCCUUACUGCCUGGACAGGAUUUUACUUGUAUUAAAUAAUAUGGUCAUAGCUCCACCUUGCCCUCUGAUAGGCUAGGUAGGACUUUUGUUACUAGGAAUAUUUUCUCCUUUAUUCACACAUGGUGCUGCUGUAUACAGUGUAUGUAUGGUCCAGCUGGAUAUAACAACUCAAUGAAAUGUUUUAUCCUUGGGUGCAAUCUUCUGGCUCUAGGGCAGGAGACGUCUUUCUCCUUCUCCUUCUCCUCCUCGGUCUUCCUCUCCCUCUUUCAGUGGAUCUCUCCCCCACACGCUCUGCCCCCCCUAACUUUCUGUAUCUAUCCCUCAUUCUCCCUCUCUCUUUUUACUGCCGGCCAUGGGCAUAGUUUGAUAACAGUCCAGAUUCCCCACAGGAAAGGCAUAGAGUUUUUCCUGUGUCCACUGCUCGCUGUCCCCUGAUACCAUCAGGAAGAGACUGGUUCUCAGAUCAUGCUCGCCCUCCCGAUCCAGCACAGUCCAUAUAAUAUGGACACCAGUUUAGCCGAUGAGCACAUGGAGACAGUAUGCGUUGCUAUUUCGGGAACUUACGACUACGCCACCACCUUGAGGGGGAGUCGGAGGAGAAGUCAGUGGAUACAGCAAUUACAGGAGCCGGGAAAUGGGGUCAGAAAGGAUUGGAGUUUUUGGAAAACGUGGUUGCAUAAAAACAUGAGGGAGAUAUUACCGUAAUUCCAUGACCAAAGUUCGCAUCUUCCACUAAAUUAGUUUUUGUAAAAUGUUCAGUGGAAUUUUUUUUUAAAGUAGUCCUUGUGCAUGGAGUUGUAUGGUUUGUUAAACUUUGAAAUCAAUUGUUCCUGUUUGGCAUAUACAGUCAGGUCCAUAAGUAUUUAGACAGUGACACAAUUUGCAUCAUUUUGGCUCUGUACGCCACCACAAUGGAUUUGAAAGGAAACAAUCAAGAUGUGCUUUAAGUGAGACUUUCAUCUUUAAUUUAAGGGUUUUGUCAAAAUUACAUAGGAAUUGCAACCAUUUUUAUACAUAGCCCCCCAAUUUUAGGGGCUCAAAAGUAAUUGGACAAACUAACAAUCAUUCAUUAAAUUGUAAGUUUUAAUACUUAGUUGCAAAUCAUUUGCAGUAAAUGACUGCCUGAAGUCUGGAACCCAUAGACAUCACCAGAUGCUGGGUUUCUUCCCUGGUGAUGCUUUGCCAGGCCUUUACUGCAGCUGUCUUCAGUUCCUGCUUGUUCUUGGGACGUUUUGCCUUCAGUUUUGCUUUCAGCAAGUGAAAUGCAUGCUCAAUUGGAUUCAGUUAAGGUGAUUGACUAGGACAUUGCAGAACAUUCCACUUCUUUGCCUUAAAAAAGUAUUGGGUUGCUUUCACAGUAUGCUUCGGGUCAUUGUCCAUCUGCACUGUGAAGCGCCGUCCAAUGAGUUUUGAAGCAUUUAGCUGAAUCUGAGCAGAUAAUAUAUCCCUAAACACUUCAGAAUUCAUCCUGCUGCUUUUGUCAGCAGUCACAUCAUCAAUAAAUACAAGGGAACCAGUUCCACUGGCAGCCAUACAUGCCCACGCCAUAACACUACCUCCACCAUGCUUCACAGAUGAGGUGGUAUGCUUAGGACCAUGAGCAGUUCCUUCCCUUCUCUUCCCAUCAUUCUGGUACAAGUUGAUCUUUGUCUCAUCUGUCCAUAGGAUGUUGUUCAAGAACUGUACAGGCUUUUAAAAAUGUUUUUUUUUGGCAAACUCUGUUUUUCCUGUUUUUGAGGCUUACAUCUUGUGGUAAACCCUCUGUAUUUACUCUGGUGAAGUCUUCUCUUGAUUGUUGAAUUUGACACAGAUAUGCCUACCUCCUGGAGGGUGUUCUUGAUUUGGCCAACUGAUUUGACCAAGAAUUCAUCCACCACAGUCGUUUUCCGUGGUCUUCCGGGCCUUUUGGUGUUCCUGAGCUCAAAUAGUUGAUUUGGCCACACCUAAUGUUUAUGCUAUCUCUCUGAUGGGUUUGUUUAGAUUUUUCAGCCUAAUGAUGGCUUGCUUCACUGGCAGUGACAGCUCUUUGGACUUCAUAUUGAGGGUUAACAGCAACAGAUUCCAAAUGCAAAUGCCACACUUUAAAUCAACUCUAGACCUUUUCUCUGCUUACUUGUAAAUGAACUAAUGAGGGAAUAACAUACACCUGGCCAUGGAAAAGCUGAGCAGCCAAUUGUCCAAUUACUUUUGGUCCCUUAUAAAAGGGGGGGACCACAUAUAAAAAGUGCUGUAAUUCCUACACCAUUCACCCGAUUUGGAUGUAAAUACCCUCAAAUUCAAGCUGAAAGACUGCACUAUUAUUUAAUUUUAACUCCAAUAUGCUGUGGUAGACAGCUAAAAUAAUUGCAACUUGGUCAAUGUCCAAAUAUUUAUGGACCUGACUGUAUUUCAAAGCGUAAUUCCGUUACUGUGGAAUUGCCCUUCUCUAUAUCUAACCAAGCUCUCGGGCAACCAUGUCACUUAUACACAAAUUCCCCUCUUAUCUCCCCAAGCCCCAGUGUUUCCUGCAGUGCGGCAGUCACUGUACAUUUCUCACAACACAUUGGAGCAGCCAAAAUCGCAACCAUGCACGUGAGCCCUGUACGUGGCCGGUGUAAAUCUCGUGGUGUGCGUUUGUGAAGGAAGCUCCUCAAAAAACAGCAGAACUCCCCUGAGGGGCCAAUGUUUGGUCUUUCCCAUUUCCUCCUCAAGCAACCAUCAAUUCAGGAAGAGGGAUUGUUUGUUAUAAGAGGGUUGGACAUGUCAGCGCAACACCCCAUGUUAUGUAAGCCACCCCCGGCGAAGCACACUCGUUUUGAAGGAUAGUUCUUUGGAUAGGCCUUCCCUGUCACCCUUACACCACACAGUGAGAAGUCCUUUGUGUUGGUUAACUCUGAAACUUGACCAUAUUUUUCCCUGGAGGCACACAGGGAGGACCAAUGUGGUGCUGCACAGGGUUUAUAUUGAUCUUUGUGUUGGGAAAAAUCAGGUUGGUAGUAUAUGACCUGAUGGCCUGAUGGAUGCCUCAAAGGUCAUUGUAAAUCCUUUCUCAUAGUCUACUACACCAUCUCGCUGUUAUGCAGUUUCUCACUAUUUCUCUCUCUCAGUCUUUCGCUCCUUCCAUCCCCACCUAUUUUUCACUCUAUCUCCACUUCUUGAACCACAAACUGUACCAAAGAAAGGUAAUGUGGAAUACCAGGGCCCUUACACCAGAUUCUCUCUCCCUCUCUUUCGCCCAGGUUAUGGUGGACCUCUGCAAGAAAUGGAACCAGAGAAGUUCAACAGAACAUGCCUCCCGAAGUCCUACCACUCCCCCUGGGACCAGGCCAUCUACCACCACGACCCCUCCCUGGCCGAUAGCCUCGUCACUCGCCUGCCAGAGCCCGAGGCCAAGCCAGAAGGACCAGGGUACAAGAGCUUCAACAGGUAUAGCUGCUGAUGGACCUGGACCACACUUUGGUUGAAAUAGUACUUGCCGUGCCGGAGUCUGGCGCAGCGGUAACACUCCCAACUUCGGACAACAUAUGUCAACAUGUGAUUUUGUAAUGAGCAUAACAUAUUCGAUGUCUUCUAUGUAGAAAUAUACUAACAUUUCACCUUGAUUUUACACAUUGGUAGUAGAUUAAGGGAGUCCACUGACAUACUUUCCUUUAUCUGAGUCACAACAUAGUCAACAGAUACACCAUGCAUUAUCAUUUCAACAGAACAUGUCCUCCAGCCAGUGGCUCAUACCUUUGAUGAGAUGAGUCAAUCUAUCACUUCCCUCUGCAUUGUUAGUGGUGCAAGGCUAAUAUUAACAUUGUCAAUCCUCUACCUAUCUCCAGGGUGGCUACUCCGUUCGGAGGCUUCGGAGGCAAGUCCACCAGACCGGCCCCAUUGUUCAAGGCCCCCGAGGUGGAACACAACUCCAUGCCGGAGCUGUACCCCGAGCUCCAGGCGGAGCCUGCAGUGCAGAGGCCCACAUUCAACAGGGUGGCCUGCGGCUGGGCGGGGGCCAGCGCCCCCCUCAUCCUUCCCACAGUGCACCUGGAUCCCACGUUUAUCCCAGAGUCCGAUGACCUUUGAAACUCUGGCAGUUGCUGUGUCUUCCCGAGACGCUGCCUGGUUUGCUACCCACAAGGUAUUGCGGUGGGUUAGGGUCAGAAUAGGGUCAGAGUGAGGGAAGGAGGCAUUUUGGUUUCCCGCUUAGGGCAAGUUAGCUACUUCUUUUGUGGGGAAAACACACGUUUCUCUGAUUAACUGAUUGGCCCAUGCCCAAGGUGUUCUGCCCAUCUUCAAACUGCACUUGAAAUAAGUCAACCAGCUAGUGUACGCUAGCUAGAGUUACUAAAUAUAGUAUAGGAGCUAUACAUACAUUGAUGUGUAUAAGUGAAAUGAUAUCUGCCUGAUGACAUUUGAUUAUCGGUAUUAUUUGUUUUUUGAGCUAAAUUAAAUAAUGUAAAGCAU